This is a messenger RNA of Cercopithifilaria johnstoni, 690 nucleotides long. Lineage: Eukaryota; Metazoa; Nematoda; Chromadorea; Rhabditida; Onchocercidae. The record is from the annotation of a GenBank genome assembly.
AUGAAGUAUUUGAGCUUGUCCGAAGUACAGCUUGAUGCAAUCUAUUUAGUAGUUGUCCAUGGAUGGGACGUUAAAGGCAUUAAGGAAAUGCGUAUCUAUGAUUGUUUCCAGCAUUUACCAUAUGCAUUCGAACAAGUUGCAACAGUGUUCUGGCAUCGGUAUCCCAAUACAACCGCAAAGCACGUUAUAAGCGAAGAUUUCAUUGAAGUUGAGGUAGAUGGUAAUCAGAUCAGGACGAAAAAAUUGAUAUUGAAACAAACAGGAACAUUCUUGAAAGCAGUUCCGAGAUGGAUGUCGCGUUUGACGAAUGUCAGGGUAGUGCCAACAGUUGAGGAAAGCAUAUUCGAUCGAAGUAAAAGGUCUUUAGUGACUUAUACGAGAAAUAUUACAAUGUUAUCCAUCUGUAAAAUUCAUGAACGUUGUGUUUACAAGCCGGGUUUAAAAAACGGAGGGCCGGAAACGAUUGUGGAACGUGGUGGUUUCGUGUCGACUUCAUUCGGGAAGUUGAAUUCGAUAGUUGAGCGUGUUUUAAUGGCAAAUUUCAAAAAGAAUAUGAGGAAAACAGCAGUUGUUUAUAUGGAAAAAUUGAUGAAAAGGUUUGGUGAACCAGCACUGGCCAGUUACAAAACCAGUGAACCGCAUCUUGUGAGGCAAAAGAUUAACCGCUGUAACUUUUCCACACAGGACUGA